CACGUCAAUGGCAAGCAAAUCAGGAAAUACUGGGAAUGCUCAGCAUCUCUGUGGAGAGAGAGAGAGAGAUCUUGUUCACGUCUCAGGUCAAUGACUUUGAAGAGAAACAUCUCGUUCUCCUGCGUGAUGGGCGGACUUUAAUUGGAUAUUUGAGAAGUAUCGAUCAGUUUGCCAACCUGGUGCUCCAUCAGACACUGGAAAGGAUUCACGUGGGCCAGAAGUAUGGAGAUAUCCCUCGUGGGAUAUUCGUUGUGAGAGGAGAGAAUGUGGUUCUGCUUGGAGAGAUUGAUCUGGAUAAGGAGAGCAUGUCGUCUCUGCAGCAAGUAACCAUUGAGAAAAUUCUGGAAGAACUGCGGAUGGAGCAGGAGGUCAAGAACAAAGCCGAAAAGCUGAAGAUUCAGGUUUUUAAGGAGCGUGGGCUGAUCCUCCCUCACCUCGACACUCUCGAUGAAUAUUAAGAAAGGGACGAGGGAAACCUGUGUGAGAACUGGACUGGAAGUGAAGGAAGGAAAUACUUGUCGAUCGGACAAGCGCACUUUGUUUUUGGGAUGGAACGAUUGCAUCGAGGCUGAAUGAAUCUCCUGCAGUAGCUUCCCUGAGCAGGUGGAGCCUACCUGAGCCACAUCAGCCCCUCUGACGAUGAUGUUUGGGGAGGUUUCCAGGAUGUAUUUACUUCAUGUAAAGAGACACUUUUUUUUUUCUCUUUUUCUACAUGUGACUGACUGACUGACUGGGAAAUCUUGUGUUCCUAUGUCAUCGUCUCUCUCUCCCCCCACCCAACCACCCACAUCCCCUUGAAUCCACGACUGCUUUUGGUAUUUAAUUUCACCUUUCCUGCCCCCACCCCGCAAAAGGGUAAGUUUGCCACUUGCGUGACGUGUUUUCAGUGACCAGUCCCAGCUCAGCCUUCCAUGUGGAACUAGUUCGAUUGUACACCAGGACCCUGUUGGGCUGAUGGUCCCCGGUAUUAGUUUGCUUGAGAGUGGGGGAGGGGCAAGUACAGCCACCGGCUCUCGGCGGAGUUAAACUGGAUGGCCUUACAGGGCCGUUGGGUGUGCACGCUGAGAGUCUUGUUUGGUUUGGAGAAGCCUCAUCGAAAUGUUACCCCUGUGGUCUC
Messenger RNA from Carcharodon carcharias (great white shark), 1117 nucleotides. RefSeq names its product U6 snRNA-associated Sm-like protein LSm1. The transcript has 5 exons. Gene Ontology annotation, cellular component: P-body; Lsm1-7-Pat1 complex. The record is from RefSeq and is a predicted model, not a curated record. NCBI's taxonomy places the organism in Eukaryota, Metazoa, Chordata, Chondrichthyes, Lamniformes, Lamnidae. Bases 36 to 458 code for a protein of 140 amino acids. Gene Ontology annotation, biological process: deadenylation-dependent decapping of nuclear-transcribed mRNA. Gene Ontology annotation, molecular function: RNA cap binding.